UCGGCCAUGGAGAAACUUUCUGCAGUGGUUUUCUGUUUGUUGCUGAGCGUCGGCAUGGCGACGGCCCAGACAGUUCCUAUUGAGCGAGCGCUGCCUCAGUGGCUCACCGGCCUCAUCGCCGUCGGCUGCUUCCUCUUCCUCAGCUUCGUCACUCUGCUGGUGAAGAAGGCCUGGUGUGAUGAGACCAGCAGUGUGACUCUGUACAGAAGCAGUGAAGCAGCAGCAGUGGAGACAGCGGAGGAAAUAGAAAUCGGCCGAGCCAACAGUAACUUGUACGACACCAGACUGAGCACGUUCAGGAGCAAAGAAGACCCGAACGCUUACGAAAACCUGGUGGUCGAGUCUGACGACAAAGUUACCACCAUGUGAUCACCCUGAGACGAUCCUAUUGGCUGUCUGAGCGGUGACAUCAUCAUCAUCAUCAUCAUCAUC
This is a messenger RNA of Scomber japonicus (chub mackerel), 432 nucleotides long. RefSeq names its product PDZK1 interacting protein 1 (gene pdzk1ip1). The transcript is spliced from 4 exons. Lineage: Eukaryota; Metazoa; Chordata; Actinopteri; Scombriformes; Scombridae. The record is from RefSeq and is a predicted model, not a curated record. The coding region runs from base 7 to 369 and encodes 120 amino acids.